Messenger RNA from Pelodiscus sinensis (Chinese soft-shelled turtle), 1494 nucleotides. It is a transcript of the gene RHO, whose product is annotated as rhodopsin. The record is from RefSeq and is a predicted model, not a curated record. Gene Ontology annotation, molecular function: G protein-coupled receptor activity. Gene Ontology annotation, biological process: visual perception; phototransduction; G protein-coupled receptor signaling pathway. Gene Ontology annotation, cellular component: membrane. NCBI's taxonomy places the organism in Eukaryota, Metazoa, Chordata, Testudines, Trionychidae.
AUGAAUGGAACAGAGGGCCCAAAUUUCUAUGUGCCCAUGUCCAACAAGACUGGGAUAGUACGGAAUCCAUUCGAGUAUCCUCAGUACUACCUAGCUGAGCCAUGGAAGUUCUCUGCACUAUCUGCUUACAUGUUUCUGCUGAUUCUCCUUGGCUUCCCUGUCAAUUUCUUGACUCUGUACGUCACCAUUCAGCACAAGAAACUCCGGACCCCCCUCAACUACAUCCUUUUGAACCUGGCUUUUGCUAACCUCUUCAUGGUCUUUGGAGGAUUCACCACCACCAUGUACACCUCAAUGAAUGGUUAUUUUAUCUUUGGGACAACGGGCUGCAAUAUCGAAGGCUUCUUUGCUACAUUGGGUGGUGAAAUAGCUCUGUGGUCCCUAGUAGUCUUGGCCAUUGAAAGAUAUGUGGUCGUCUGCAAGCCCAUGAGCAACUUUCGAUUUAGUGAGAGCCAUGCCUUCAUGGGUGUCAUUUUAACCUGGGUCAUGGCCCUGGCCUGUGCUGCUCCUCCACUGUUUGGAUGGUCUAGGUACAUCCCAGAGGGUAUGCAGUGCUCAUGUGGAAUUGAUUAUUAUACUCUGAAGCCUGAGGUUCACAAUGAAUCUUUUGUCAUCUACAUGUUUGUGGUUCACUUCCUUAUUCCACUGAUCAUCAUUUCCUUCUGUUAUGGGCGCCUGGUCUGCACUGUGAAAGAGGCUGCAGCUCAGCAACAGGAGUCUGCCACCACCCAGAAAGCUGAGAGAGAAGUUACUCGCAUGGUCAUCAUCAUGGUGAUUUCGUUCCUUGUUUGCUGGGUCCCAUAUGCCAGUGUUGCUUUCUACAUCUUCACCCACCAGGGAUCUGACUUUGGCCCUGUCUUCAUGACUGUCCCAGCUUUCUUUGCCAAGAGCUCUGCUAUCUACAACCCAGUGAUUUACAUUGUAAUGAACAAACAGUUCCGUAACUGCAUGAUCACCACCCUUUGCUGUGGAAAGAACUUGCUGGGUGAUGAUGACGCUUCUGCUGGCACCAAGACAGAGACUUCCACAGUCUCCACCAGCCAGGUUUCUCCUGCAUAGAUUGCUCCUGAAAGCAGCUGAUCUCAGAGCUGCCAUGCCUUGUCCCAUUUACAUGAAUGUAGUCAUGUCCACCACCACCACCACCACCGCCGCCUGCAUGAGAGUCACAGUUAGCCAGCAGGAUGGACCUUUCAGUUCUGAUCAUAGAAACCCUUUGAACAAGGCUGUACAUAUUUUUUUUAUUACAUACUAAGGACUAGCUCCUGAGCUGGUGUAAAUGUGUGUGUAUAUCCAGUGACUUGUAUAGAGUUAUGCCCAUUCGCACCGGGCCACGAUCCUUAGCUUCAUACAGAGGAAGGGAUGUUCUCUUGUCACAGAAUGGAGAAGAUUAGUGACACCGCAGCCCUGUGGAUUCAUCCUGACUAUGGCGUCUGUUCUGGAUGCGAACCACAGGAGUCAUGGUUAGGAAAGCCAAUCAAAAAGAGCCAAGACACA